This is a messenger RNA of Caretta caretta (loggerhead turtle), 853 nucleotides long. Lineage: Eukaryota; Metazoa; Chordata; Testudines; Cheloniidae. The record is from RefSeq and is a predicted model, not a curated record.
GCACCCCACACACAGCGCCCCACAGGAGGCCUCGCUCUGUCCCGCGGACCUGGGGGCCCCGUGGGUGAGAGCCGUGUAACCCUGCACAGGUUAUGCAGGUCAAGCCCGGCCUGAAGGGCCCACCUCUAAGGGCCCCCUUGAAUAGUUUCUAAUGAGAUGAGUUUAGUCAUUAGAAAUCUGCAGAAAGUCAUCCCCCUCAGGCGAAUCCCACUUCGCAGAAGAAUAGAAAUCCUUCAGAAGAUUUUGCACGUGCAGCAGUUCGACCUGGGCAUUAUCUGCGUUAGUAACAGAAACAUUCAACUUCUCAAUAGCACCUACAGGCAACAAAAUGUCCCCACCGAUGUGCUUUCCUUCCCUUUUCAUGAGAAUCUGAAAGCAGGUGAGCUGCCUCAGCCUAGUCUUCGAGACGAAUACAAUCUUGGUGAUGUUUUCCUAGGAGUAGAGUAUAUCUAUCAGCAGUGCCAAGAAAAUGGGGAGGAUUACUACAGCAUUCUUACAGUGACUGCAGCUCAUGGGCUGUGCCAUUUGCUGGGAUACCGGCACAACACAGAAGCGGAGUGGGAGCAGAUGUAUCAGAAGGAAAAACAAAUUCUUGAGGAGCUAAAUGGAAUCACUGGUGCAAACCUCCAGCCACUGACUAAAAACCAUUUCUGAUCACGUCACAAGAAAAAGAAAGAGGACCCAGAAAAAUAAAUCCUCAUUCUACUGAGAAGAAACCAAGUAGCAUGGAUACAACUAACUUAAAUGAAUCACUGUUAAUACUUAACAGGCAUCUAUGUUAACUUCAUAUAGUGUCAACAGAAUAUCUUGCAUUGUAGUGUGUAAUAAAAUUCAGCCAAACAGUUUCUCUCAA